AUGUCGAUGAACGUUCGUAUAGUACUGAUGGUAAUCAUUGGCUGUGGAAUAACGGUUCAGGUGAGCAGUAGCGUUUGGCCAUUGAAAAUGUAAAUAUGUAUUGUCAGAGGGAGUCAGAAAAGGGGGAGCCGAGUAUAGCCAUCGUCGGAGCCGGAAUGGCUGGUUUGUCAACAGCGCGCCGGCUUCUUGAACUUGGAAUCGACAGUUUCGACAUUUUCGAAGGACUCGACCGCAUCGGAGGACGUAUCCAUCCAGUAGCCUACGGUAGCUUCAAAAAAAAUGUUCUUUUUCUGAAAGAAACUCUCCAGAAGAUGGAUACUUGCAAAUGGGAGCUCAAUUCAUUAACGGAGCUCAAAAUCCAUUGUACAAGAUCGCCGAGAAGCUGGACCUUCUGGCCGAGGUCGUAUCAGACACUGCUCACGUCGACAAGGCGAACUACAUGCACGGUCAGCAGAAAAUCGAUAGGUAACCUGUCUUUGCAAGCAACCGCCAGGAAAAAACUUCAGGAACGACAUCGACGCCUUCCUCGAGUUCAUAAAGCCUCUCGACCACAAGUACCGCGAAAUCGCCAAGCACAAUGAAACGGUCGCACGACGUUACUCCUUCAAGGAACUUUUCACUCUGGACUAUAUGCGAUUUCUUUCGGUAGACCAGCCCGCAGAUCUCAGUCUGACUGAAAAAUAUUUGAAGGAGAAUGAGAUCUCAGCAGGGCGUCGUCACGUAUUCGACGCCUUGGCCCGCUCCUUCCGUUCCUACUGGGAAUUCGAGUGGGCUGCUGAUUGGAGUGACGUUAGUCCCUCAUUAGAUCUUACCCAAAAUGAACUGUUUUCUCAUUUCAGCUGAGCGUUCACGUUUUGCGUGAAUGGGACGACCAAGGACCCGAGUGCGAGUCUUUCGCUACGAACAAGAUAGGCUACAGAGUGAGUGAGAGUAGAAAUGAGCAUCAUCAGCUGUAAAAUCUCAGGCGAUCCUCGACGAAAUCUCGCGUCCGAUCCCUAGUCGUGCAUUCCACUUCAAUCACACCGUCGACAACAUCAGAAUCAGUCAGCUCGACGGCCGAAUCCACGUCACCACAAAUCGCGGUCUUCACCCAAGAGUCUACGACUACAUCAUCGUGACGUCUUCUUUGGGAGUUCUGAAGAAAUACCACCACACCAUGUUCACUCCACCUCUUGCGAGGCAAAAAAUUGAAGCGAUUCAGAAAAUAGGUAUAACAGUGUUAUAUUGAUCUAAAUAAGGAGAAAAAAUUGAUACAGGAUUUGGAGGCUCAACGAAAGUUUUCUUCGAGUGGGAGAACAAGUUUUGGCCCAACGACACCUACUCGAUCGCUCCUCUACCAGUGAAGGGAAUGGCAAGAGAUGAAGUAGACAUCUUCGAGCAAGAGACUACCAUUCUACAAGUAUGAAAACCUAAGUGAAUGAAAUGAAAAGCAAGUUUCAGACGAUUGACUGGGCACCGAAUGUGCUCUGUGGAUGGUACGCAGGAAAAGGACACGCCAUGGUGGACAAUCUCUCAGACGAAGAACUCUCGCAGAAGAUCACACGGCUCCUGAGAGACAUGUACGACGACCAGGACAUAGAACCGCCUCAGAAGAUCAUAAGGUCGGCGAAAAGACCUUCAGCUUGAAAAGUGAAGAACUUCAGGUCGAAACUGACGAAGAACGAACUGCUCCUUGGCUCCUACUCCUACAUGACGCCGGUUCAGGCCAUGUCGCGGAUCUCGCAUUCGCAGCUGGCCAUCCCCGUCAAGCAUUCGGGUCGUCCGCGAGUUCUCUUUGCCGGCGAGGCCACCCAUCACAGGUUUCCCUUCAGAACGACGCCUCUCUCGAAGCCGAAAAGGAAAAGACAAAAAAUGGGUUUAGGUUGUUCCAAACAGCCAUUGGAGCGUACUUGAGCGGACGCAGAGAAGUCGAUCGAGCCCUUAAUGACUGGAACACCUUCACCCGCAACGCCACUUUGAGCGCGAUUAAGAAAUCAGGAAAAGCUUCGGCCGCAGACCUUAGCCCCUCGAAAAUUUCAACGAGCGACAUCAAAACCGCGGUUUACAAUAUGAUUGAAAGAGAAACCAUGCAAUAA
Caenorhabditis auriculariae is the source of this 2075-nucleotide messenger RNA. The record is from the annotation of a GenBank genome assembly. NCBI's taxonomy places the organism in Eukaryota, Metazoa, Nematoda, Chromadorea, Rhabditida, Rhabditidae.